CCCGCACAUCCCACCCUGUCCGCCUCCACCUUGCUGUCGCGAUCCGUGUCUUAGUUCCAUGGUUUGAUGCGGCUGGUCUUACUCUAUCGCUGAUUCCGUGCUUGACCGAAGCUUUUCUCGACACACACGGACUCUUAGGCGCGCGAGACCAGCUCGUUCUCCACUUGCCUGUUGUUGUACGGCGCUAUCAACGCGGCAUACGGUGUUUUAGCCUGGGGGCCCUCGUGAAGGCUUGACGACACUUUCGAAGCUUACAGACUAAACAAAAUCUUGUCCUUGCUUCACUACCGGCGGUACUUAAACGCUCCCGAUCGCCUCACGUGCCGACCGUGGAAGGUUGCAUAUACAAACAGUCGACGACAUGGAUUACAUGGCACCGGACGCUUUCGAUGGGGUCCCUUCAGCUCAGAGUGCUGGGCCAGUGACGGGACCGGGACUUGUAGAUCUGGACAACUUGGGUGUGAACAUGACGGGACCCAUCGUUAAAGUCGAUGAUCCACCGAAGUUCGAACUAGAGUCAUACAUUGCGAACUACACUGGCCGGACCAGAUUCAAUCGAUUGCUUCUAAUAGGCACCUGUUCAACGUAUCUCUCUGUCGAAGCAUUGAAAGCUGCAGUUGCGGAAGCCAAGGGUGGCAGGGAUGUAUCCAGAUACGAGCGUGCAGUCCGGGCCCUUGCCGAUGCGGCACCUAAUGACCCGGAAGCUACUCUUGAUACCAAUUGGGUGGACCAUAUGAAGAAGUCAGUCAAGGCGGAAACGGACCGGCUCGAGCACGAGCUCCGGGGCUAUAAAAACAAUCUGAUCAAAGAGAGUAUAAGGAUGGGCAACGAAGACCUCGGACAACACUACAACCAGAUCGGCGACCUUGUCUCGGCCUCCAAAGCCUAUUCUCGCAUGAGGGAUUACUGCACCACACCAACUCACAUUGCGUCGAUGCUAUUCAAGAUCAUCAACGUCGCCAUCGAGCGCGGGGACUGGCUAAGCGUGCAGUCCAAUGUGCAACGGUUGCGCAACCUGCAAUCGAAGCAGGAGGAGCAAGCCAAAAACCAACCGAAGAUGUCCGCUGCCUUGGGUCUCUCACAGCUGCACUCCGGGUCGUAUUUGGACGCAGCUAAUAGCUUCCUGGCUACCGACCCGAGCUUGGGUGACUCGUACAACGAAGUGCUCACCUCGAAUGAUGUCGCAGUAUACGGUGGUCUUUGUGCCCUCGCAUCGAUGGACCGGAACGAGCUUCAGCGCCGCGUGCUCGAUAAUAGCACGUUCCGCAACUUCCUUGAGCUCGAGCCGCACAUCCGCCGGGCGAUUUCAUUCUUCUGCAACUCUAAAUUCCGACCCUGUCUGGAGAUCCUCGAAGCCUACAACGCCGACUACCUUCUCGACAUCCACUUGCAGCGUCACAUCAAGACACUAUUCACCCGCAUCCGCACCAAGGCCAUCCAACAAUACCUGAUCCCCUUCAGCCGCGUGACCCUGGAAUCCAUGACGAAAAUGUUCGCCCCGAGAGUUGUAGGCGGCCAGGCCGACCCCACGGACUGCGACUCGCCAUUUGUGCAGGAACUCAUUGGACUGAUCCAGGACGGGACACUCGAUGCGCGCAUUGAUCUGGAAAAGAAGGUGCUGGUCUCCAACCAGGUCAACCUGCGGGCCGAAGUCCAGCAGUCCGUUCUGGACAGUCUCGAGAACUAUGCCCACGAAGCACACCUCCGCAUCCUGCGCACUAACAUCAUCCGGGCUGGGCUGGAAGUACGAGCAGACGACCGCCGAUCGAGAGAGGAUCGGAGCAAAGGGUGGGAAGGGUACGGAAACGUGUUUUCCCGCGGUUCGGGGGUGAUGUAAUGCCAGCCAAUGUCAAUGAGAUAUGACUAGAAGAAUAGUAGAACAGAUGUGAUGGCCGCAUCCCGAUCCUGCCUAGCUAAGUAAUCCCCGUCGUACACCUUCUUCUACAGUCAUUCACCCCUUCCUCUUCUUCCUCUUCUUCCUCUUCUUCCUCUUCUUCCUCUUCUUCCUCUUCUUCCUCCAAGCAGAAAGGUUUCUUACUUCGCUACCUACCCUCACGGACAAAGUCACACGCGGGCUUGAUCCCAAUAACUGGAGUGCUUCACUCUUCCUUCUGUGGACUCAUGGGUAUUAUUACUCAGCUACUUUGGGG
Messenger RNA from Aspergillus ibericus CBS 121593, 2150 nucleotides. RefSeq names its product COP9 signalosome complex subunit 1. The transcript is spliced from 4 exons. Lineage: Eukaryota; Fungi; Ascomycota; Eurotiomycetes; Eurotiales; Aspergillaceae. Gene Ontology annotation, cellular component: COP9 signalosome. Bases 362 to 1837 code for a protein of 491 amino acids. The record is from RefSeq and is a predicted model, not a curated record.